UUUCCGCAGACUUGGCUAUCUGGGUAUAUACUACGUUACUCGUGGAUCACGUGACACUACUAUCGCUAUCGCCGCUACCGCUCGUGCUACCGCUGCUCCCGGCUACUGCGCAUGUCUGCAAAAAUUAAUCUGUGGGAUCAGUGUUACUUGCGCGACAGUCUACGUCGCAUCGUUCGGUGGCGAGCGUGGUGCUCAAGUGGAGAACACUAAAUGAGUUGCGCGAAUUCUCUACGUCAAGCAGAGAAUUCAAUUCCCUCCGGCCGUCUCUCGCUAUUUCCAUCUUCCGCGAAUGUCAACGCGUAAACGGAACAAAGAGAGUGCAAAGAGUGCAAACGAACGCGCGACACGGAUGUGGAGACGGAUGUAGUGUCGCGGUGUUGUGCUGCGAGGUCGCACGUCGUACGUAUCCUGUGAUAACGACCACUACAAACGCGCGACAUCGUUAGAUCAGUAAUCAUCGCUGUUUCCUAAUAGAGGGAAAUUAAGCUGGGCGACGCGUGGCCCGAUGAUCGCGUAGCGACGUAGUCUACCAUAUUGUCAUCGGUAUCGGAGGGACUACAGGAUAGAGAAAGAGAGAGGGAGCCACGACGUCUUAAAAGAUGAUCGUCUCUACCGAAAUAUGCCUCUUGGUCUCCUUUCUCACAGUGAUGAGCGUAUUCGCUCUUCGCUGUCCGGAAAAUCAGGCAUGCAGUUGUCAACGGAAUCGAAACGACAACAGUAUCGAGAUAACUUGCUUCACGAAUAAUUACGCCUCUUUUUUCGUAAAGAUCCAGCCAAACGAAGAAUCUAUACGGAUAGAGUGCAUCAACUCACCGGAAUGGUCCGAUUUCAACUUGGGGUCCGUCGUGGAAAUGGAACAAGUGAAAUGGGUACAAUUUCAGACGUGCGAUUUGCCGAGUAACACCAGCCUAGGAAAGAUCACGCAGAUGCUAGGCGCUAACGAUGUGGAAACGUUGACUUUUCGGUCUUACAAAAAUCUUAGCUUCACCCUGGAGAAACGUCACCUUGACGGCUUCAAGGACUUAAAAAAUCUGAUUUUAUCGAGCAACAAUGUAUCUUACGUGCACGAGGAUCUACUAACCGGACUGGCGAACUUGACGGGGCUCAAUCUGCGCGAGAACAACUUACACCUGUCCGACGGAUUUUUUAAUUAUACCCCUGGACUACAAUGGCUCGAAUUGGGCGACAAUGACCUGGGAUCGAUAAAAGAAGGCACGUUUCACUACCUGAGGAAUCUGACGUACCUGAAUUUGUGGAAGAAUCAUUUAACCAAGCUACAACCGGGUAUCUUCGACAACCUCGUCUCGCUCCACAUCCUCGAUCUCAACACGAACAGCUUGACUAGCUUAGACGAAGACAUAUUCGCGAAAAUGGGAAAAAUCAAGACUAUCAACUUAUCCCGAAACAAUUUCACGCAUUUGCCGGCGAAUCUGCUGCGAAACAACACGCAACUGCAGACCUUCAAUCUUUUCGACAACAAACGAAACAUGACCUUACCAAGUGGACUCUUUGCUAAUUUAACGGAGCUGAAGGUACUGAAUCUGAAAAAGAUUGGCCUCUUCGAAUUACCGGAAGAGCUUUUCUGGGGAUGCUCUUCGCUGACCAACGUCUCUCUGGACAGAAAUUAUCUGACAACUCUACCCGCCCAUCUAUUUCGAGACUCGAAACAGUUGAUAGAAUUGGAAUUGGACUUUAAUAAACUCGAACGAUUGCCUGAUAAUAUUUUUGCGAAUGCCAGCCGAUUGAAAAGAUUGGAUCUAUCCAAAAAUCGUUUUACUUCCAUUUCCAGUAACAUGUUUAACGGAUUGGUCGCGCUGGAAGAACUAAACAUGCAAGAAAAUCAGCUAGUGAGCAUCUCUGACCAGAGUUUCGUUUCUAUGAAGAGGAGUUUGAAGAUUGUCAGACUGUCGAAGAAUCAUCUAACGUUACAAACUACCCACGGUCUCGAAUACCGAGACGAAUACGGAGCAAAAUCACCCUUUGCCGAAUGCGAAUCGUUGGAGGAAUUGUAUCUGGCUAACAACAACAUUUCCGAAAUAUUCAGCGAUUGGGUCGUGAGCAAUCCAAAUCUCCGACAACUGGAUCUCAAAUAUAACAACAUAUCUCUCAUAACCAGUGCAGAUCUGCAAUUCCUGUCGAGCAAUAUCAGAGUAGAUUUGACUUAUAACAAAAUACGACGCAUUUCCUUACAUGAUGCCGAAGAGCUAGCGGCGAACCAGGAAUAUUCUCGCAACGUGAUAAUACUGGUGGAUAAUAAUCCAAUAAAUUGCGACUGCGACUUGUACGACUUUCUGCGUUACAUCGAGGGCGAAAUGCAUCCCAAGGUUCAAGAGUAUUUUCACAUAAUACCACGAAAUUUAACGUGUCAGGGCCCACCGUGGUUGAAGAACAUGCGCGUCACGGACCUGCGAUCCAGGACACUGACGUGUAAGAUAGACGAGGGCCCUAACAUCGCGUGCCCGGAAAACUGCGACUGUUUCUUCAGGCCCGUAGACCAGACCUUCAUAUUCGACUUUACUCACAGAGAAUUGACCCAGGUGCCAAGCGACAUAAAAAAGCCGGGCUAUCCCUGGAACCUCGAAUUGAAUUUCAACGGUAACCGAUUAAGGCGAAUGCCGGAUUUGAAAAGAUUGGGACUCGAACGCGUGAAGAAACUUGGUUUGUCUCACAACAACAUCUCGGAAAUCUUCUUGGAUGCAUUGUCCAGCACAAUAGAGGUGUUGGAGCUGCAUAACAACAACAUGUCAAGAAUACACUCCGACGUGCUAGAAUUCCUGAAAACCUGUACAAAUCUGACUCGACUGACGCUACACGAUAACCCGUGGGAGUGCGAUUGCGCCGCGAAGGAUUUCUUGGGUUACAUUCAAACGAAAUACAUGACUAUCCCCGAUCUGUUUAAAGUCACGUGUCGCGGCGAGAACAAUUCCAUAUCGAAAAUGACGCCGAGCGAUUUCUGUCCGUUCGACACGGCAGCGGUCAUCGGCAUCAGCGUAGCGAUCGCUCUUAUGGGGUUGUUCGUUGGCACCUCCGGGCUGCUCUAUUACAAGUACCAACGACAGAUUAAAGUGUGGCUGUUCGCGCAUCAAUGGUGCUUAUGGUUCGUAACGGAGGAAGAGCUGGACAAGGAGAAACUGUACGACGCGUUCGUAAGCUAUUCGCACAAGGAUCACGACUUCGUGGUGGACGAGCUGGUAUCGAAAUUGGAGGGUGGACCGGCGCCGUUCAAACUGUGCCUUCAUUAUCGAGAUUGGCAGGCGGGCGAGUGGAUACCGGCGAAUAUCGCCAGAUCCGUGGAGGAUUCCAGGCGAACGAUAGUGGUGCUGUCGCCGAACUUCUUGGAGAGUGUCUGGGGAAGAAUGGAGUUUCGAGCUGCCCAUAGCCAGGCGUUGAGCGAAGGUCGGGCGAGAGUGAUACUGAUCCUGUACGGCGACGUCGGGCCUACCGACGAUCUGGACCCGGAACUGAAGGCGUACUUGAGCAUGAACACCUACGUCAAGUGGGGCGAUCCUUGGUUCUGGGAUAAAUUAAGGUACGCGCUACCGCAUCGGUCCAAGUUCACGAGGAAGACCAGCGGCGCUGUCGGACGGAAGAUAUUCGAGAAUCAUCAACUGUUCAUCCAGGCGAACGGCGAUAAGAAGGAGCUCAUUUAUCCGGUCGGGCUUUCCGAGACUCCUCCGGCGACCACGACACCGCCAGCCGAUUCACUCAACAAAACCUUCAUCCGCGACAAGAAGCUGGACGAACAAUUACCCGCGAACGGUUAUUCGCGGAAAUCGUGUAACUUGAAUGGGGACGUUGCGAUAAUAUUUAAGCCCGAGCAAUUAGACGUGAUCCGCAACGACGUGGAAUGUACCGCGUGAUAACAAUCGCGUGGUACGAAGAUAUCCCCGCGCAAGAGGGUGGUUGGCAUUUACUUUCGAAUGACAUGCUAACCGUGCCACGAACGGACCGAUUCGACUUUUUUUGAGACAAGACUUGAUCUUUGGAAUCUCGUGCGAUAAGUUUCGAGAUGCAAGCUCUCGGGAGAAAUAUAGAAA
This is a messenger RNA of Ooceraea biroi (clonal raider ant), 4037 nucleotides long. RefSeq names its product toll like receptor (gene Tl). Gene Ontology annotation, molecular function: protein binding; signaling receptor activity. Gene Ontology annotation, biological process: toll-like receptor signaling pathway; inflammatory response. Lineage: Eukaryota; Metazoa; Arthropoda; Insecta; Hymenoptera; Formicidae. The record is from RefSeq and is a predicted model, not a curated record. Gene Ontology annotation, cellular component: plasma membrane.